This is a messenger RNA of Linum trigynum, 648 nucleotides long. The record is from the annotation of a GenBank genome assembly. NCBI's taxonomy places the organism in Eukaryota, Viridiplantae, Streptophyta, Magnoliopsida, Malpighiales, Linaceae.
AUGGCUCACAACGCGGUGGAGAGAAAGCGGAGAAGGCAGAUGAAUGAGCAUCUCAAGCUCCUGCGCUCCCUAACCCCUCGCUUCUACAUCAAAAGGGGGGACCAAGCAUCGAUCAUAGGUGGAGUGAUAGAGUUCAUCAAGGAGUUGCACCACCUGCUUCAAGUCCUGGAAUCCAACAAACAACGGCGCCUGAGUUUGAGCCCUGCAAGUAGCCCUAGCCCUCGGCCAAUGUUGCAGCUAAUGCCUUCUACUGCUGAUCAUUAUAGUAACCCAUUUCCACCGUCAUCAUUAAAGGAUCAGACGUACUUGCUAGGUUCAUGUUGCAACUCCUCCGUUGCUGACGUGGAAGCCAAGCUAUCCGGAUCCAAUGUGGAGCUGAAGGUGAUCUCGAGGCGGGUUCCAGGUCAGGCAGUGAAGAUCGUUGCUACGCUCGAGAUGCUGUCGUUUGAUGUCCUUCACUUCAACAUCAGCAGCAUGGAUGACACUGUCCUCUACUCCUUCCUCCUCAAGAUAGGGUUGGAAUGUGGGGUGAGCAUGGAGGAGCUUGCAGUUGAAGUCCACCGCACUUUCUUCUCUCCACCGCCAAUUACAGCUGCUGCUGCUGGUCGUCGUCAUCAUCAUGACAUUUACCAGAAUGAGCUACUUUAA